Molecule: messenger RNA, 1058 nt
Organism: Punica granatum (pomegranate)
Lineage: Eukaryota; Viridiplantae; Streptophyta; Magnoliopsida; Myrtales; Lythraceae
Source: RefSeq, a predicted model, not a curated record
UCAUAGCAGCGUGACCUUAUAAUUUUCUCCUCGCAUCGUUAUCUCUAUUGUUUCCACUUCUUCCCAGGGCCAAUCAAGCUUGAUCUGGCUUCUCUUCUUGAUUUCAGGUCGUCAGAGCUUAACAGCCGAAGCACGAAGAAGAGUUGAUUGGAGCUACCAAAUUCUAGGAUUCCUGCAACCAUCCGUUGAUUGGGACUCCUCCCUGUAUGCGAUCCUCCAGCUCCCGCCCCUGAACGAUGUACAGCAACUUCAAGGAGUAAGCAAUCGAGUACGUCAAGCAGGCGGUGCAGGAAGACAAUGCCGGGAACUACGCCAAGGCCUUCCCCCUAUACAUGAACGCGCUCGAGUACUUUAAGACGCACCUCAAGUACGAGAAGAACCCUAAGAUCCGGGAGGCCAUCACCCAGAAGUUCACCGAGUACCUCCGCAGGGCUGAGGAGAUCAGGGCCGUGCUUGACGAAUGUGGAAGCCCCAGGCCUGCCUCGAACGGGGAUGCCACGGUCGCCACCCGCCCCAACAAGAAGCCCAAUGAUGGAAAUGGUCAUGGCGACGAGGAUGAUGCGAACAAAGAGAAGCUGAGGGCGGGGUCGGAUUCCGCCAUCACACGGGAGAAGCCUAAGGUGAAGUGGUCAUUUUGCUGCAAUUGCCCCUAGCUAGUUUGAUGCCGUCAUUAUCUUCGCUGCAGCGUAUUUAAUUCCUUACAAUGGCUUCCCUUUGAUGGUCCGGAACUCAAUGUGGUAAAUGAGAUUGACUAGAUCUGUGGCUAUUAUAUGAUGAAGGAAGCGCAUGUCGAUGGGCUCGUAUUCAUGUUCGUCCGCAACAUAUUCUCAAGUUAUGAAAUUUCUUGGUACUUGGGUUUUUUGAGUAAGCUAUCCUCAAAUUCAAAUUCUUGCAUGAGUUACAUUAUAAUACAGUGAAGUCUUUCUAUCUACUGGUAAAGGGAUGAAAGCGAGUGAGGAGAGAAUUAGAGAAGAGAACAAUAGGUAGUGAAAGGAAGAGGGGAGUGAUCAAUAUGUAUAAUUUUCGGGCGGUCACGUUGAAGAAUUUCCUUUGGGGUA